This is a messenger RNA of Penicillium samsonianum, 1158 nucleotides long. RefSeq names its product serine hydrolase domain-containing protein. NCBI's taxonomy places the organism in Eukaryota, Fungi, Ascomycota, Eurotiomycetes, Eurotiales, Aspergillaceae. The transcript has a single exon. The record is from RefSeq and is a predicted model, not a curated record. The coding region runs from base 1 to 1158 and encodes 385 amino acids.
AUGGCUGCCCCACAUGGUUCCUGCGACCCCGCAUUCAACCGCGUGCGUGACCUUCUCCAGGAAAAACUGGCAUCAGGAGAAGAAGUCGGUGCUUCAAUCUGCGUUAAUGUCGAUGGAAAGAAUGUCCUCGAUAUCUGGGGCGGUUAUGCAGAUGCCGCCAAGUCCCGCUCAUGGGAAAAAGACACCCUGAUCGUGGUCUUCUCAUCUAGCAAGGUAGUCACUGCCCUGGCCGCGCUGAUCCUCGUUGAUCGCGGCCUGCUAGAUGUCGAAGAGAAAGUGUCAAAGUACUGGCCGGAGUUUGCAGCCAACGGUAAGGAAGACACAAAGGUGUGGCACCUCCUCAGCCACUCCUCUGGUCUGCCCCACUGGGACCAGCGGAUCCCAAUGGAUACCAUAUACGAUACUAAAGCUUCGACUGAGUUGCUCGCUGAGCAGGCUCCCUGGUUCAAGGCUGGGGAGUCGACCGGCUACCAGCUGAUAAACCAUGGCCAUUUGAUCGGUGAGCUGGUGCGACGCAUUAGCGGCAAGUCAUUGAAGCAGUUCAUUGCCGAUGAGAUCGCGGGUCCUUUGGGCGCGGACUUUAGUCUCGGUGUGGCUGAAAAGGACUGGCCGCGUACGGCGGAUAUCAUUCCUGCUGCUCCUACGUCUCUGCCAGAGGUCGACCCGAAAAGCGUUGUGGGUAGAGCUUAUGGCAACAUUACAUUGAAGCCUGAGGAUGCCCAGACCCCCGGGUUCAGAGGUACUGAGAUUGGUGCCGUGAAUGGGUUUACAAAUGCGCGCGCGCUCGCUCGGAUUGGUUCAAUGGUGUCCUUGAAAGGGACUGUCGAUGGGAAGCAGUAUGUUGGACUAAAGACUAUCGACCAGAUGAUCCAGGAACGGAUUAGCGGUAUCGAUCUGGUGUUAUUCAUGAACUUUAGAUUCGGACUUGGAGUUGCCCUACCUGUGCCGGAGGUUAUCACCUUUAUCCCCGAAGGAAACAUUUGCUUCUGGGGAGGUUGGGGUGGAUCUAUGGUGGUCAUGGAUGUCGAUCGCCGCAUGACUAUUGCUUAUGCCAUGAACAAAAUGGGAGCAGGAAUAUUGGGCAACGAAAACGUCAAGGCUUACGUCGAAGCGAUUUAUGAAAUUAUGAGAGACAAUAAGCGGUCUGUAUCCCUGUGA